Molecule: messenger RNA, 3689 nt
Organism: Toxorhynchites rutilus septentrionalis
Lineage: Eukaryota; Metazoa; Arthropoda; Insecta; Diptera; Culicidae
Gene: dx
Product: protein deltex
Exons: 4
Coding region: 990-2951 (653 amino acids)
Biological process (GO): protein ubiquitination; Notch signaling pathway
Cellular component (GO): nucleoplasm
Molecular function (GO): zinc ion binding; ubiquitin protein ligase activity
Source: RefSeq, a predicted model, not a curated record
AUGCGUCCAUUUAAAAAAUCACUCCGAUCGCUCUCUCCCUCUCGCACCCUAUCCCAUUCAUUCAUGAUACAAAAUCGCGUUCGUGUGCGUCCAUAUCUCAACAUUGGUGCUAGUCGUGUGUGUUGUGUCUCAAUCACGGUUUCCAGUAUAACACCAAACAUAACAAGGCAGCGAAGGGUGAGAAGUGAGAAGUGAUUGAAACUGUUCUCCGUUGCUCCCACAAGUUUGAACCACUGACUGACUGCCUGUAUGCAACCUACAUCAAUGGAAGAGACAAGUGACUACUGAGCGGCCGACGACGAAGGUCCGCGGCGAGUGCGCAUAUCGCCACACACUCUCUCUCUCUCUAGAAGUGCGAAUGAAUGAGAAAUAAAUCUCGCCAUCUUGAUUUUUUCCACUCACAACAGCCACCACAGUGGUUUCGGAGAAGUCAAUUAAAAUCAGGCUACUAGAUGCGUUAAGUGAUAUUUGCUCGCGCCGCGUACGACGGAACCGAUUUUUUCGGGCCCCAAAAAAGCUCGGGAGUGCUCAGUUUUUGCACAAAACGCGGCCAUCUACGGCUGAACAGUGCGAUUGAGGUGCAGCGAUGUGAUUUCGAGUGUGGAAAGUGGCCAGAAAACACGAUAUCAUCAACAAGUGGGCUAGCGGAAUGUUUACUGAAGGAAAGUGGCUAUUAAAUGGUGGAUUGGAGGUUUUAAUUGGCAGCGUUAAUCGCCCCCAUAAGUGCUCUCGUGCUGUGUUCUAUUCUAUUAUUUCCUCCGUUUGCUUUUUGUGAAUUCGAACAUCCUGUGCUGAAAACAAGAUCGAACUUUUUUUUUCCUCCUGAGGGUAAAUGGCUGCUGUGCGAUGUCAGGUUUGGUCAAGCUGACCAUAUACAAAGGUAGAGGAGGUGUGGUGUGAUAGGAGUUAGUGGAAGAGGAAAAGUGUGCGAGUCGUGUGCCGUGAAUUUGGUUCGGAUAGUUUAUACAGAUCCGUAGGGCGAUCACGGUAUGACGAGUUCUGGCCAUGCCGUGGUGGUUUGGGAGUUUGAAUCUCGUGGAAAUAAAUGGUUGCCUUAUAGUCCGGCUGUGUCGCAACAUUUGGAACGUGCCCAUGGGAAAAAGCUGACGCGUGUCCUGUUGAGUGAUGCCGAUCCGGCUCUCGAGCAGUACUAUGUCAAUGUUCGUACUAUGACGCAAUGCUGUGGGGAUCAGGAGUUUGCCGUAACGAAUGUGCGCCGACACUUCUACAAACCGAUCUCUCCGGCGGGCAAAGGAACCAAGUGGGAGUGGUGUGGUUCGUCGGGAAACGAUUGGCACAGUUACACUAUGGAGGUUCAGUGUGUAAUCGAAGAAGCUUGGGCACGGGGAGAUCAAACCAUCGAUCUAACCAAAACACAUCUCCAUCUGCCGUAUACUAUAAACUUUUUGAAUCUUACCCAAAUCCGACAUCAAAACGGUCCACUGCGGAGCAUCAGACGGAUACAGCAGGCUCCGUAUCCGUUGGUGAAACUGCCAAAUCAGUCGAUGGUUGCGUCAAUUCCAACCUCCGCUAAUGUGCCAAUCCUGCACCCAAAGCCAUCCCAAAUGGCCCCUGUUCCAUCGUCCUCGUCCUCAUCCCCUGGCGCCCAAUUGCAAUCAUAUCCCCUGCAACAAUCAUCCACGCAACUCCAUUCAAAAUCAAAAUCGCAGCCAGUUUUAUGUAGCAAUGUAACCACCAGCCAACAAAAGCGAUCCACGAAGACACUGAAGGUUGGCAAACAGCUGGACAUGGCUUCGGUCACACCAACCAAUCUCGCCCGUCAGAUAUUACACAAUCUAAACAUAUUCGGCACGAAGCAUCAACAGCAGCAGCAGCACCCUCAAGAACCCCAAGAUUAUCCGCUAAGCGGGCAGCAGCCGGAACACAUCCCACCACCGCCGCAGCAGCAGCAGCAGCAUAAUCAACAAUCGCAACAUAAUCAUCAUAAUCAUCAACAGCGCGAGCAGCAGCAGCAGCAGCAGCUGCUGUUCCAACCGAUUGCCCACCAGCAGCAAUCGAUGCGUGGCCAUCUCAGCAAUCGAAGUAUUGCCUUCCAAAGACAGCGCAGCAAGUCCCGGAGCAGGGGCGAAUCGUUGAUUGAAACCGAUUCGUCCAGCAUCAACUCGGGGCGGCGCCCAAGCGUGGACACCGUGUCGACUUAUCUCAGCCACGAGAGUAAGGACAGCAAUGGUCGCCGAAGCAACAACUUCGGAUCGGUUUCCGAUCUGCUGGAUUGCUCGAUGGGGAGUGAUGAUGUGUUUAUAUCCUCCCAGCAGAAUAUUCCCGGUGCGAUUGUGGGUGUGGAUCCCGCGAGCGAUAUGAUAUCGCGAUUCGUGCGCGUGGUCGAUCCACCGCAGUGGCCCCAUGCGCAGCCGUGUCCCAUGUGUAUGGAGGAACUGCGCCACAAUAGUCACAAUCCGACGGUUUCGCUCUCGCGCUGUCAACAUUUGAUGCAUCUCAAUUGCCUGAACGAGCUUAUCCUGGGUCAGCAGAAGGACAGUCAGAAGUCCGUUUACAUCGAGUGCCCAAUCUGUAUGUCGGUGUAUGGUGAGAAAAUCGGUAACCAGCCACCGGGAACCAUGUCGUGGAUAGUGAUUCCAAGAAGUCUUCCAGGCCAUGAAGGUCAAAACACGAUUCAGAUCACCUAUAAUAUCGCCUCCGGUAUCCAGAACCAGCAACAUCCCCACCCGGGGCGGGCUUUCUUCGCCGUUGGUUUCCCCCGAACGUGUUUCCUACCGGACGGGAUUUUGGGGCGUAAGAUACUACGCUACCUCAAGAUAGCCUUCGAUCGGCGGCUGCUCUUCUCGAUCGGUCGAUCGGCCACUACCGGCCGGGAGGACGUCGUACUGUGGAACAGUGUGGAACACAAGACGCAGUACUCGAUGUUCCCCGAUCCACAAUACAUGCAACGAUGCAUGCAGCAGUUGGUCCACCUUGGGGUGACCGAUUGAGGCGGAUUUGCAGGAUGCUAUAUUUUUUUAGAACUAACGACGAUCGUACUGAAGUAACAAGACUGCGUGUGUGCGUGCGUGUGUGUGUGUGGAAAAGCACACACUGCGUACGAUUUCCUACGUCUUCCGUAAGUAACAGGAUUCUUCCCCCUUUUGAUAACGACAGUAUUUUGAGGCAGUAUGAAGCACUUGGCUUUUGAUUCUCAAAUUAAUUUUUGUUGGUGAAGCGUAUAUAUUCAACCGAAUUCGCAUUUAAUUUCUCUAGAUUCGGGAAAAUGUGCCUCAUAUUGAGUAUCUCUAUAAACGAUAUGUGAGCUGGUCUGGUAAGCAAGAAUAAACAAUGUGCCAAUACAAGAUGUAUCCCACAAAUAAGCUAAUUUUGUUCCCCUAGCAGCAUUCACAAACGGCAUUGUUACAUCGAAAUCUCUAAGAGGUUAUGAAUUAUUGUGUUUCUAGAUAUAUAUAAUCAUACGUAGAAAACAUCAUUAGAAGUUUAUUUAGCUGGUAAUCCUAUCCGAUUCUUGUAUAGAGUACUAUUUAGCUGCAUUCAUAAAUAAUCGACAUUCGUAUAGCGAAAUGAUAUAAUCUAAGAAUCUUAGCUUCCAGCGGAGACGUUCCUUCAGGGCCCUAAUCGGUUGCAUGGAAUCAAAAUUUUAUAUGGUUUUAUUUAGGAGAAAAUAUCGAAAGUUUAUUUUUUGUUUUGGCCGUGUUUUAAAUAAAUGACCGAUCCGGUUUCUA